CGCUGCUGAUCCGCGGGGUUUCGGUGCGCUCAAACGCGCUCGGCGUUCAGACUCCUAAGCACCCCCGAUGGCCCCCCAUCAGCGACACUGCACUAACCAGACGACCAGCCCCGGCUUCAGGCUCCCUUAGCGAAGGCAGGACCCCGAGAGUCCUCUCCUGGAAUACCGCAUUGUUUAUAAUUUCCAGCCACACAGAAAGAGACGGAGGAGAUGGUGCUGAUGAUGCGCCCGCGAUGGUGGAUUUCCCUUUUGUGCGUCUGUGAAUUGAUGCACGUCGGUCACCAGAGCAGCUCUAACGCCGGAGAUGGAGACGCCUUGUCGAGCUUGAAAUCUCUUCGUGAUGCGGGCAGGUUUGUCGGGAAGGAGGACACGGUGCCUCUCCGCCUGCUCUACAGCAGGCACAACCACAGCCAGAUCACACAGGACGAGCUCAGCACCAGGAUUAAAGCCAGCGCCAGCUCCGACUCCACGCAGGUGAACCAUGUGUCCCAAGCGAGCUUUCAAGUUGACGCUUUUGGUCGGAAGUUCAUUUUGGAUGUGGAACUGAAUCAUGAUCUCCUGUCUUCGGGCUACGUGGAGAGGCAUUUGUCAGAAAACGGGAAGACUGUCAUCACCAGUGGCGGAGAGCACUGCUACUAUCAGGGAAAGGUCAGAAACAUCCCUCACUCCUUUGUGGCUCUCUCAACCUGUCAUGGGCUGCAUGGGAUGUUUUUCGACGGCAAUCACACCUACAUGAUUGAACCUGGAGGACACGGCGGCAGCAAUGGAGAUAUUCGCAUUCACAUGAUCUACAAAUCUGCUGGUGAAGAGGCAAUUAACGAUCUCCUUGGUGGCGCUCUACCAGAACCACCUUUUCCCAGCCCUCCAUUUCCAGGGUCAAAAGUUGUGCACAGGAGGAAAAAGAGACAGGCUCCACGUUUGUCACGAAGUGUCGAAGAUGAGACCAAAUACAUCGAGCUGAUGGUGAUCAAUGACCAUUUAAUGUAUAAGAAGCACCGGCUUUCCGUCGGGCAUACGAACAACAACGCUAAGACAGUGGUCAAUAUCGCUGACAUGAUUUUCAGGGAACAACUUAAUACCCGAAUUGUGCUCGUUGCAAUGGAAACCUGGUCAGCUGACAACAAAUUUAACAUUGACGAUGACCCCAUGGUGACCCUGAAGGAGUUCAUGAAGUACAGGAAAGACUUCAUCAAGGAGAAAUGUGACUCUGUUCACCUCUUCUCAGGGAAUCGCUUUCAUAGCAGUUGGGGUGGAGCUUCCUAUAUGGGCGGAGUUUGCUCUCUCACCAAAGGAGGGGGCGUCAAUGAGUAUGGGAAAACUAAUGAGAUGGCCAUUACCCUCGCACAGUCUCUUGGACAGAACAUUGGCAUCUUCUCGGACAAGAAGAGGAUCCUAAACGGUGAAUGCAAGUGUGAUGAUCGCUGGGCCGGCUGUAUCAUGGAUGACAUUGGUUUUUACCUGCCCAAGAAAUUCUCUGACUGCAAUGUGGAGGAGUACUAUAACUUCUUGAACAGCGGUGGAGGAGCCUGUCUGUUCAACAAACCUCUGAAGCUGUUAGACCCUCCAGAAUGCGGCAAUGGCUUUGUGGAGCCAGGAGAGGAGUGUGACUGCGGAAGCCCAGCGGAAUGUGCGAAAGAAGGAGAGAACUGCUGCAAGAACUGCACCCUGACUCAGGGCUCUGUUUGCAGCAAUGGACUCUGCUGCAACAACUGCCAGAUGGAGUUCAGGGGAGUUGUGUGCAGAGAUGCGGUGAAUGACUGUGACAUCCCGGAAAUCUGCUCGGGCAAUUCCAGCCAGUGUCCACCAAAUGUGCACAAGAUGGAUGGUUACACAUGUGAAAAAGACCAAGGUCGCUGCUUCAGUGGAAGGUGCAAAACCAAAGACAGACAGUGCAAGUUCAUUUGGGGAGAAAAGGCAACAGCAGCUGACAAGUUCUGCUACGAGAAGCUUAACAUCGAAGGGACAGAAAAAGGCAACUGUGGAAAAGACAAGGACACGUGGAUCCAGUGUAACAAGCAGGAUGUUCACUGUGGCUAUCUGCUGUGCUCCAACAUCUCUCCUGCUCCACGACUGGGAGAGCUGCAGGGAGGGCUGACUUCAUUCUCUGUAGCCCAACACAGUGCCUCUUUGGACUGCAGUGGCGCUCACGUGGUGAUCGACGGAGAUAUAGACCUGGGAUACGUCGAGGACGGGACGGCCUGCGGCACAGACAGCAUCUGCUUCAACCACAAAUGUCUCCCCAUCCAGCAGUUCAACUUCAGCACCUGCCCAGGGACGACUGACAAGGCCAUUUGCUCUGGAAAUGGGGUUUGCAGCAAUGAGCUGAAGUGUGUGUGUAACCGGGGCUGGACAGGAGAGGAUUGUAGCUUCAUGUUUCCUGUGGCCAAAACCACAGCCUCUGUUUCAGGUAUCAACAGCACUAACAUCAUCAUCGGGGCUAUUGCGGGCUCUAUCCUCUUCCUCGCCCUAAUACUGGCUGUAACAGCCUGGUGCUACAAGAGCUACAAGCAGAAAUGCUACAUCGAGUCUGAGGUUCACCGGAGAUUCUGCCGGCAAAUGCCUCCAGGUGACUAUGUCACAAAACCUGGGGAUGCAGAUUCAUUUUACAGCGACAUGCCUCCGGGUGUAAGCACAAACUCGGGCUGCAGCUCCAAGAAGAGGUCAGCCUGCCUGUUGCACCUGCAGAUUUGCACCCCGUCCUUCACUCCCUCCAUCCCAUCCAUUUCUCAGAACCGCUCACUGUUUGCCUUCAGAUCUAAUGGCCUGUCCCACUCGUGGAGUGAGAGAAUUCCAGAUGCCAAACACAUCACUGACAUCUGUGAAAAUGGGCGACCAAGAAGCAACUCGUGGCAAGGAAACCUUAGCGGUAAUCGUAAGAAACUGAAAGGAAAGAAGUUCCGUGCUCGCUCGAACUCCACAGAGACGCUAUCGCCUGCCAAGUCUCCCACCUCCUCCACAGGAUCUAUUGCAUCCAGCAGGAGGUACCCAUACCCUAUGCCUCCUCUCCCCGAUGACCAGAGGAAAGCCAACAGGCAGAGCGCCAGGUUGUGGGAGACUUCAAUAUAACAGCUGUCUUGCCCUCUCUGCACAAGACUAUAAAGAACUACACAUCUCUCCUUUUCUAUGAAUGAACAAACACAAAAACGAAACAAAAUUGACUCUAAGCGACUAAAGAGGAAAAAGAGAGAGAGCCCCACCCACCCACUGGACAGGAAACAGGCAGAGUUUGAGUUUGAGUUAAUGUGACCAAGCAUCUGCGAGGCCGUAUUGCCAAACAGCCUCAUUCAGUGGAUCUCUACGUGACGAUGUGGAGUCCCGGCAGAGACACCAGCUCCACAUCCUCUCCAGACCAGCUGGAGGUCAGACUGAGCUGUUCCUGCUGUCUGCUCAAAGCUUCACCAACGCGACAGAACCCCACCCAAAACCCCCACACCACCCUUAACCCUCUUUAGCUUGUCUCAUGUUGUAUUCACUUCAGCAUCAUCCCAUCUGAAUUGUACAGGCUCCUCUCUGAAAGGAGCUGUGGGAGCCAGGAGCAGGCCAUCGCCGGAUCUGCGUCGGAUCAUUUUGACGUGAAUUACUGUAGAAACGCCAACACUGUAUGCAUGAGACGACUGUGUUUAUCGGCAACUCCCUCCUACCGAAAAGACGAGACGGACAGCGGUCUGACCCGAAAGGAAAGCAUGCAAAUGGGGCUGUGAUUUUAUAACGUCUGUAGGCUUAAUGCUUUCUCUCCACUAAAGGUAACUCAUAUUGUAUCACCGCAACAUGGACCCCACUCUGCUGUUCCUCCCUUUGGUUUGUGUGUAAAUAUGUACAGUAAAAUACACACAGAGUAUGGGUUUUCUUUUAUUUUGAAAGACAAAAAGACAGAGAGAGACAUUUUUUUUUCCUGUUGAUUUGUAGAUAAGUUCAGAGACCCUGCAGUCUGGGUUUCUCCCGCUCUGUGACUAUGACCUCUAUAGCCUUCUCCAUCCACAGCAGAAUGUGUGUUUAUUUUUUACCUUAGCCACUAUUUUCAUGCAUCUCUGUGAGACACACACACAGACAUCCAGCGAUGUUGAUUGUGGCACAUUAAUAAGAGCGUCGCUAAGACGGUUCUCGAUCGAUAUUAAUUUAGCUACAUUUUUAUUAGUUUUACGUCCCGUUCCCGAGUGAAACGAAUGGACGAGAUGUGUUUGGUGUAGUUAUAGAUGUGCCGCUUGUCACUCACGUAAUUUCCUGAAAAUUUCCCAAUGAUGGUGACAAGGUGUUUGUGUGUUUGAGACGUCUGCACUCCCAUUUUUCCAGUGGCAGCCACUUGAAUGUGAGUAAUUGAACAUCUGGCUGGUGACCCGCCUCAGCCAGCAUCUGGAAAUUGACUGAAAUGCGCAUUUUGAAUUUAGCUGUGACGACUGAGAUAUUUAGCCUUGUAAAUGAUUAACUAUGCUGUACAGUGCUUGCUGUUCGAGCUUACGAAGACCCAACAGCAUGACAGAUCUAUAUCAGAUUAUUUCGCCGGUAGGCUCUUUUUGAGGUCAUAACAGGAAAUGAGCACGUCACCGGAUGAGUUUUUUCCCCCCUAUUGCCUUUUCCUGUUGUUUUUAAUGGGUCUGUGUACCACAGUUGCUUGUAAAGCUCAUGGCAGGUGGUUCGAAGCUAACUGUCGUGCCAGUGUAAUUAUUUAAGGUGGGGUUUUUUUUUUUUCUGGAUGCAAAUCCCGCUCACCAACAAGUUCUUUGUACAGUCAGUGCUCUACACUGUGGAGAAACUGUUGUGUCAAGGCCUCAUGUUUGUCAUUUUACUGUUGUUAGCUUUUGUUCCAGUGUGGGCACUUUUACAUUUGUAAUUCAUGUAUGCAUUAGGACUGUAUAGGUAAUAUGAGCUUCACAAUAUUGGACUAAUAUUGCUACUAGUAUCUUUUUUUAUUAAGUACCUUUGUAAUGUUCACCUUUUUCCCCUCAGCAUUAUGUACAGCAGCUAUUUAAACAGUAAUUAAGUGCAUUAUUGUAAUUACGUGGGUUGAUGAGUUUGAAUGGAGAGCAUUUCAUUUCAUCACCUUUUUCCUUUGGGGCCAAUAGAAGCCGUUGUUCCUUACGCAUGUGCUGAUAUGUAUGAUGUAAGGUUUGGACACAUGUUGCUGUAUGGGCUCAUGAUUUGCCUUCUACCAGAACUUUCUUUAUUUUUGUUCCUCUGGUCUUACUAUUGGUGUCCAGCGGCCCAGUGAUCUUUCUGGGCUUCCCCAGGCUGGGGAGAGCAUCAUCUCUGAGCUCCUUAGAAAUGUUUCUAACAUCAUAAUACUGUGCAGCAGCGAGACAUUUGUCCUGGUGCCUUGGGCAAAACUCUAAGAGGAUUCUCCAUCGAGGACGGCAGUAGUGAUUUGGCAGGCAGUAGUGAUUUGUGUGAUUGUACAGGUGUUACUCCAAACAUAUCUGCUGUAUCUGCCUCCGCACACAGCUGGACUGACCGAUCCCUGCAGAGCAGCUGUCUGGCCAGAGACUUGAAUGUAUUUGUGUACCACCCAGUCUCAGCCAUGCGUUCCCAUCACACCAGAAUCAUCAGCACUCUGCUCCAGGAACCCUAAAGAGCCCCAUAUGUACUAAUUCAGACACUGCAGUUGUCUUUUUUUAUUUUUUAAUUUGCCUGUAUGCUGUACAGACUGAUGAUGCAAAAAUCCCCAUAUUUUUUCCUCUUUAUCAUUCAGUAUUGUAAUAUAUUUAAUAUAAAAUAAAACUUUCAUCAACA
Molecule: messenger RNA, 5724 nt
Organism: Pelmatolapia mariae (spotted tilapia)
Lineage: Eukaryota; Metazoa; Chordata; Actinopteri; Cichliformes; Cichlidae
Gene: adam22
Product: ADAM metallopeptidase domain 22
Exons: 31
Coding region: 211-3066 (951 amino acids)
Biological process (GO): proteolysis
Cellular component (GO): postsynaptic density membrane
Molecular function (GO): metalloendopeptidase activity
Source: RefSeq, a predicted model, not a curated record